GUCAUUGGAUCAAUUACAAACGGGUCGGUAAAAACGAGGAUUUGCAUGUUUUUCUGGAUCCUUUAUAAUUUGUAUUCGGAUGGCUCUAAUUUAUAAUUGACGAAUUGAGAAACGAAACCUUUUGCCAAAUAAUUAAAAACCUAGAUGUUCGACUCACAAUUCUAUGGAUCAGGCGGAGGAGACGGCAGUGAAGAAUUUCUUUAUCGUGUUUUUAUUGGAUUAAGAUCAACUCCAGUGAUGAAAUCAAUCGCCACCCUAGAGGAUAUUACGGCGUUUGUAGCUCUGUUGGCUUGGAAAGAGGAAGAACCGCUUUCAUUCCUUAAUUGGAUCUUCCUGGACUUAAACGGACAUGUUCAAUUAUAUAUUGGUGGUAUUCUUACGGUGAUUCCCGUCGACAGAACCGUUUUCAUAGCCACAACCGAAGAAGAAGAAGACGGGAUUUGUUGUUGUUGCCGGUUUGAUUCUGGUUUGAUAUGGUUAAAAGAAAACCGAUAACUUUUUAUAUUAAAAAUUAAUAAUUAAUUAGAUAACUAGGGUAAAAUUGGAAUUUGGAUUCUGUUGAAGAAUUGUUGGUUUGAAA
This is a messenger RNA of Camelina sativa (false flax), 580 nucleotides long. The record is from RefSeq and is a predicted model, not a curated record. Lineage: Eukaryota; Viridiplantae; Streptophyta; Magnoliopsida; Brassicales; Brassicaceae.